AUCAAUAUUCUGUAGGUAACAGAUUGCAACAGUCGUCGCUGUUAAUCCUUUGCAUAUCGUAAGACACUUUGGAUUGCGUUCGGGAGAUUAUAGAGAAAACAAACAUGGCGCGAAUAUGAAACUAGAAUGGUUUGUGCUUCACCACAUACAGCCUAUACAUACUACAGCGCGCAAUCAUGGGGGACAUGAACAACUGCCAUCGCAUGUUCCUGCAGAAAUUUAUGUCACAGAGCCUGCUAAAUGCUAAGGAAGUGAAACAGCUUUUCAAACAAUGUUGUGACAAAUACUCAGUUAGCAUCUCUGAAGAUGACCCUGAUGCCAAGAAGCGUCUGUUUGAGUUUGUGAGGAUCAUCAAUGCCAAUAUACACCCAUUCCACAUGGAGAUCAAGAAAGCCAUUAGUGAAGACGACGGGUCCAACCACUAUGGACUGGUAAACAUCAGCAGAACAGACAUCACCAAGAUGGCCUCAGACUACAACCAAAAUGAGCUGGAGUUCUUCAAAAAGCUAGUAGAGCUGGUUGUUGAGUCUGAUGAUGGAACUGUUGGCUCCAUCGAGACUCUGAACCUAACGGAGAAGCUGGAGAAGAAGAUCUCAAAGAAUGAUGCUCAGGACCUGCUAGACCGCAUGAGUCGGGACCAGUGGAUAGCUCAGAAGGCUGGCCGAGUCUCGCUUCACACACGGGCUGUCCUAGAGCUGGAGCAGUACAUCAAGGAAUACUUCGUGGAGGCUGUCAAGAUGUGCAACAUGUGCAAUAAACUCUGUCUCAAGGGCCAGACAUGUGAGGAGUGUGGCAUCAAGAUACACUUCCACUGUGCUGUCCGCUACUUCAGUCACCGAGAAGCUCAGAAGUGUCCGUCGCGGGAGUGUGGUGCAGCCUGGACCCACGACAUCCCCAAGAGAGACAUGAACAGUACUCAAGCCACACAAGAGGACCAGGCAGCUUCAUCUCAUGUGCGGAAGAGGAAGCACCACACCUAGGACACCAUCAUUCUGUGGUGGACAUGAACCAUGCCAGUGUCAGACUUGCCCAUACCUACUGGAGACGAUGGACUUGUCCUCUCACUGCGGAGACAUUAUGCUUGUUUGUUGUUUAACGAUGCACUCAGCCAUAUUACAGCGAUCUGGACCAGACAAUCCAGUGAUCGACAUGCGCUGUGCAUUUGGGAUACGCGAUCAGGAUACGAUGGAAUGCAUCCACCAAGUCAGCGAGCCUGACCGCCUCUUACGACAAGCAUUGGUUGCUCAUACUAAAUGUCGAUUUAAUUCAGAUAACAACUUGUAUCAAGAAGCGUAAGUCAUGUUAAGGUUACAUAUGACAAUUGUUGAUUAUAUCAUGUUGUGUGGAUGAGUGUAAUCAGGGAUAUAUCAAGACCUGGUCAAAGUAGACCGAAGUUCAUGGAUAACAACUACAACAACUUUUAUUACUGUAAUAGUGAUGUUUCUGUAUAGAUCCUUACACCAUUGUCAAGCAAGGCUGAAUACUGAACGUGGUAUAGAAUUAUAUAUGAUAGGUGAAGGAUUAUCAUACAUGAGAGGGAUUAACAUGAGUAGGUAACUAAGGUUGAAUAAUAACAAUCAUUUGGCUGAUGCUCAUGACAUCAAUCCCUGGAUUGUCUGGUCUAGACUUGAUUAUUUACAUACCGCCGUCAUAUAGCUGGAAUAUUGCUGAGUGAGGUGUUAAGCAACAAACAAAUGUUAUGAGUAGUCUUGUUCUGCUGACCAUCUUCAUCACCCUGUUGUCCGUCACCACGAAGCUGAGUUGACCAUUGUCUAUGUCCACUGUGUGAAAGAAACAAUUCGAGAGAAAUAAAUAUAAUUUCUGUUAUGAGAAGAGAGGAAAUUUAUGUAACAUAUUCAUUUAAUAAAAUGUUAUCUGUCA
Molecule: messenger RNA, 1881 nt
Organism: Haliotis rufescens (red abalone)
Lineage: Eukaryota; Metazoa; Mollusca; Gastropoda; Lepetellida; Haliotidae
Product: non-structural maintenance of chromosomes element 1 homolog
Exons: 8
Coding region: 177-980 (267 amino acids)
Biological process (GO): DNA damage tolerance; double-strand break repair via homologous recombination
Cellular component (GO): nucleus; Smc5-Smc6 complex
Molecular function (GO): ubiquitin-protein transferase activity
Source: RefSeq, a predicted model, not a curated record